AUGUACCAGCGGCUGCUUCUCCCUCAUGGUACUCCACGAAAUGGCUACCAGCGCCUGCAUACGGCUCUGUUGCAUCAAGGAUUCGUAAGAAGUGUCCUGUCUAGAUCUCGGAUUGAUGCUGGCGGUUCCGCCGUGCAGUCAUCUGCAGGCCGUCGUCUAGCAACGGCCUCCGAAGGCCACGAAGUCGGUGCCGAGGAAAGUGGGCCACCGCGGUCUGUGCUGGUGGGUAACAAUGGAGUUCACCGACCCACUCAUGAGUGCGCUGAUGCCGGGACUAAGCAGGCAUAUCGCUACGUCAUGGAGAACCAUAGCCGCCUCAGCCUGUAUGCUAUGUGCGGUCUCGUCGAACGGCUCUCCCAGGCGAACCUGGACGAUUCAAACGUGACGAACUUGCUGCGGUUGAAGUUGCUCGAGAAUUUGGCUGAGGUCACAUCGCCGGUUGUCAUGGGCCGCGUGCUCUACCUGUUGAAGAACUGCUCGUCGAUGGACCGCGACUUCUUUGUGAUGAUCACGAACCAUAUUUAUCGCAACAAACUAUAUCCUUCCGGUGACGUUCCAAGGCUGUGGUGUCGUUACUUCAAGUUCAUCGGUGGCAAUCGGCUCUAUCACAAGGCGUUGUUGGACGUACUGUGCAGGGAAUUCUCUGAGUACGUCCUUAGGUACCUAGACCAUGAACUACCGCCCUACCCACGCCGUAUGCAGGAAUCAGUUGCAAUCGCAGCGUGGGCGCUCGCUAUAACGGCGCCUGAUAUGCCCCUGGACGGGCUGUUUGAGCGUAUGCUGCAGUUCUGCAGUUUACCCGGGAUAGAUCGCAGCGUUGUCAUUCGGGUGUUUUGGGGCGCAGCCGUGCGUAGCACGUGCCUCGACCGGAUUGACGUCUCUCUUAUCGAGCGGUUGUGGGAGGAAACGCUGUCAGAGCCCAGCGCGGGUCUACGCCGAAAAUCGCACCUGCACCAACUCUACACGAUUUUGAGGUGCUUGAAGUUGGGGGGCAUUGAAGAAAAUUGCCUCACAGACCGCUGUCUCGAGGCUUUACAUGGGCUACGUUACGGUCACAACGAUUCUAAGAUUUCCACGAGCCAGAGGUACGUGUCGGACGUGCUGGUUCGGCUUGGCGUUCCCCACAAGGUAGAGCUUCUGACCCCUGAUCUGUUGAGCAUAGACAUCGCAAUAGAAGGUUACGGCGAGAAAAUCGCUCUCGAGGUGGACGGUCCGCUUCACUUCACGUGCGUCUGCGAUGCCGCCGAGGCAUGCGCGCCAAUGCGGACCGGCCCCACCCAGAUGAAACAGGCUUUCCUGAAAUCGAAUGGAUGGACUGUUCUCUCAGUACCCCCAGUGAAGCUCGACGAUAGCGUGGAUCUGAGCGCCGCAAUCGCCUCAGUGGACACCUACUACAAGCGCCUACUCCUUGGUUCCGGCAGCCCCUACCUGAGGCGUGUGCUGGCGUAG
Messenger RNA from Babesia ovata, 1449 nucleotides. RefSeq names its product RAP domain-containing protein, putative. NCBI's taxonomy places the organism in Eukaryota, Apicomplexa, Aconoidasida, Piroplasmida, Babesiidae. The transcript has a single exon. Bases 1 to 1449 code for a protein of 482 amino acids. The record is from RefSeq and is a predicted model, not a curated record.